CUAGUCUCCUUCUUCCUGAGUAAACAUGCAGCUCGGUAGAAGUGCAGAUGUCUCCAUCACCAUUCAAGAAAAGCUGAAAUGUGUCAUUGCCUCAGAGUUAGGAUGCAACAUCUUUAGAAUACAUAGCCAGUUGCGGAAGGUAAAUGAGAAAGCUUAUGAACCCGAAAUCAUAGCGAUUGGACCAUAUCAUUGCGGAAAACCUGAUCUCUCAGGUAUGGUGGAGCACAAGUUGGUUUAUCUAAAAUCAUUGCUUGGUCAAAAGAUUGAGAAGGUGGCAACAUGUGUUGCUGCAGUGAAGCCGCUGGAGGAAAAAGCGCGAAAGUGCUAUGCAGAGCCUAUAGCCCUUUCAUCAGAUGAGUUUGUAGAAAUGAUGGUGUUAGAUGGCUGCUUUAUCAUACAAUUGCUGCUUAAGUUCAAGGAAAAGGAUUUGAUAGAUAAAACUGAUCCUGUUUUCAGAUUGGAGUGGAUUCUGAACAGUUUACAGCGCGAUUUAAUGUUGUUUGAGAAUCAGCUUCCCUUCUUCAUUCUUUGCAAAUUGUAUGAAACAAUUGAGCUUCCAGACCAUGAAAGUGGAUUGAUCGAUCUUGCCUUGAACUUUUUUAGUGAUCUUUUACCAGAGGCUGGAAUCAAGUUAGAGAAAAUUGCUCAAGAGGACAUAUUUGACAUAGAAUUUGAAAAUGGAACUCUGCGAAUCCCCACAUUAGCCAUCGAAGAGAGAACAGAAUCGUUCCUCCGGAACCUGGUUGCCUAUGAGCAAUAUUGUGGGGAUGAUCAAAUCAACAUUGUGACAGACUACGUGACGUUCUUGGGUUGCCUCAUCAAGUCUGAAAAGGAUGUAACAAAACUCUCCCACCAUGGAAUCAUUCAUAACUUUGUUGGUGAGAGUGAAGUCAUCUCUGAAAUGUUUAACAAAAUGAUUGUCUGCAUAGUUGGGCCAAGUAGAAAUUUCCAUUACGCUGAGAUAUUCAGUAGAGUGAACACCCAUUGUGACAGACGCAUGAAUCGAUGGAGGGCUACGUUAAGGAGAAAUUAUUGCAACAGUCCUUGGGGAAUAAUUUCGAUUAUUGCUGCCUCUUUUCUGCUGCUACUUACUUUGUUACAGACUAUAUUUUCGAUUUUAUCUUGUAAGAGCCAUUAG
Messenger RNA from Coffea arabica (coffee), 1138 nucleotides. The record is from RefSeq and is a predicted model, not a curated record. NCBI's taxonomy places the organism in Eukaryota, Viridiplantae, Streptophyta, Magnoliopsida, Gentianales, Rubiaceae.